AUGUCUCGGGUGUUCGCGCCACCGAAUCAAUCGUAUCGUGUUCACUCUCGAUUCCCAGCCGAUAGGAAGGGAAAGAGGGAAUUACCGGACUUUGUCCAAGAGUUGCAAACUCUCAUAGCUGCUAUGCAGCUGGACCCUCUUCCAGAGCAAGUCCGUGUCAUCAUUCUUAUGGAGGGCCUCCGUACGGGGAUCGAGAGGACGGAAGUCUUCCGCGUGCACCCCUCAACGUUUGAAGGGGCCGUAGACAUAGUGUUGAAUGCUGAGUUCAACUUUAAAGCCGCUCGCUAUGGCACUCAUGGGCAGGCCCAAAGAGCAUUUGACAGGGCUGAGCCCAUGGAUCUCAGCCAUGCUGAAGAUAAAGAGAAAGAUCUUCUGGCUGUUAAACAGCAACGUAACAUCCGUAGAUGUUACAUGUGCGGGAGUAUCAAGCACUUGCGCCCUCAGUGCCCACUGCGGAAGCCACGUCAAAGUCGGCCGAGCCGCAAUCCGCCUCCUAACCCGAAAGUUGGUACGGAGCGGGAAAACGGCAGCUCCCAGUAG
Molecule: messenger RNA, 540 nt
Organism: Peronospora matthiolae
Lineage: Eukaryota; Oomycota; Peronosporomycetes; Peronosporales; Peronosporaceae
Source: the annotation of a GenBank genome assembly